AUGGGAAAUCAGAAACAGAAGUGGACGGCUGAGGAAGAAGACGCCCUCCACCGCGGCGUCCAGAAGUACGGCGCCGGCAAGUGGAAGAACAUCCUCAGAGAUCCCGAAUUCGCUCCUUCCCUCACGAGCCGUUCCAACAUCGAUCUCAAGGAUAAAUGGAGGAAUUUAAAUGUUGUCACUGGACAGGGCUCCAAUAUAAAGUCUAGAACUCUCAAGCACAAACUACCAGCACCUACUGCAGUUACAACUCCCGAUCCUACUCUGCAAUUCCUCCUUAGUAUUGAGCAGAAAGGUGUUGACUUCAAAAAAGUUGAUGCUCACGUUCACCAGUUAAAGGGUAGCAGCUCAAGGACACAAUUUGGCUAUAAUAUUUUUCAGGCUUAUACCAUGGAAUUGGAACAAGAAGUUACAAAGUUAAAAGAGGAGAAUGAAGAACUUCAGAAAAAGCAGGAAGAAAUCAUGGAAAUGCAGAAAAAUCAAGUAUGGCUCUGGGUUUAG
Molecule: messenger RNA, 498 nt
Organism: Lotus japonicus
Lineage: Eukaryota; Viridiplantae; Streptophyta; Magnoliopsida; Fabales; Fabaceae
Product: telomere repeat-binding factor 5-like
Exons: 6
Coding region: 1-498 (165 amino acids)
Biological process (GO): phosphorelay signal transduction system
Molecular function (GO): double-stranded telomeric DNA binding
Source: RefSeq, a predicted model, not a curated record